AUGGCGGAUCAACCGGUGACCAGAGCAAAUCUUGAGGAAAUUACCACGGCUUUUACCGCGGCUCUAACUGCCUUAACUGAACAGAUGACGAAUUUAGUAAAUCAGGUGAACAACAACAACAGGAAUCAGCGAAAAGACAAGGGAAGAGAACAGAUUAGGGUUCCACGGGGUGGAAACAAUCAUCGUGCUUUUAUUGCUGAAAAUUCGAGUUCCGAAGAAGAAGAGUCCUACGAGGAAGAGGUCGUUGAUCAUGGGAAACGACAUCACCAUGUUUAUCGAGUGAAGGCUAAUAUUCCAUUAUUAUAUGGAACGAUGGAAGUGGAGGAGUUUCUGGAUUGGCAAAUCGACGCCGACAAGUUCUUCGACGUUAUGGACGUCUCUUAG
Molecule: messenger RNA, 384 nt
Organism: Vicia faba (fava bean)
Lineage: Eukaryota; Viridiplantae; Streptophyta; Magnoliopsida; Fabales; Fabaceae
Source: the annotation of a GenBank genome assembly